AUGUCUGUACCCGAAAUAAGCAGGCCUUUUGUUGGGCUUCAACGCCAUCAGCAUCGCAGUCAGCGAAUCGCCACAUGGCUCUACCACAAGACUCGCCAGUGCCAAGAUCGCGCACCUCCUACCGAAAAUCUAGUUGAUGGAAGCAGCGUUACGAUUGUUGCAUGCCCGAAUGAUAGUCCAAUUACUAUGGUCUGUGUUUCAGACACGCACAAUACCUUUCCGGAACAAUUGCCACCGGGGGAUAUUCUUGUGCACGCAGGGGAUCUCUCACAAUUCGGCACUUUCGCUGAGAUCCAGGCUCAGUUGACCUGGCUUUCUGCGCAGCCUCACCAGCACAAGGUUGUCAUAGCCGGAAACCAUGAUCUCUUGCUAGACUCUGAAUUCGUAGCCGCGCAUCCAGACCGUGAGCUUGAUCAGGUAGAUGGUAAACGUCGACAGGAUUUGAACUGGGGAGACAUACACUACCUCAAGCACGAGGCAGUGGAGCUUGCGGUGAACGGCAAAGAUCGAUCGCUGCGGAUUUUUGGCAGCCCAUGGACACCGCGUUUCGGCAACUGGGCGUUUCAAUACGAGUCGACCUCGGGAUCUUCCAGCGUCAGCGCCUCGAUGAACUGGAAUGGCGCAGUACCACCCGGCACAGAUGUUUUGAUUGUGCACGGGCCGCCGAAAGGUCACCUUGAUGACGGGGGCAAAGGGUGCGAGCAGUUGAUGGAGGAGAUCUGGCGGUCGAGGCCCAAGGUGGUUGUGUGUGGUCACAUUCACGCUGGAAGAGGUGUCAAACGACUGUGGUUUGACGGGGCACAGUCAAUGUACGAGGCGGCAGUUCAGGGUAGGGGCCAACAGUGGCUGGUUGUUUUAAGGCUUGCACUGUACUGGGGUUGGGCGCUCCUUCGCAGGUUACUCGCACCUGGCGGCAAUGAAAUGCCCAUCAUGCCAAGCAGUACACUGUUGGUGAAUGCUGCUGUUGUGGGCGGCCGAGGGUAUACGGAACAUUACCAUGCGACCAUUGUGGGCGGCCUAUAA
This is a messenger RNA of Pyricularia grisea, 1023 nucleotides long. RefSeq lists its product as uncharacterized. The record is from RefSeq and is a predicted model, not a curated record. The coding region runs from base 1 to 1023 and encodes 340 amino acids. NCBI's taxonomy places the organism in Eukaryota, Fungi, Ascomycota, Sordariomycetes, Magnaporthales, Pyriculariaceae. The transcript has a single exon. Gene Ontology annotation, molecular function: hydrolase activity.